AUGCAGCGGCCUGGUGCCGUGAAGUUGGAAUUCAACAACUUACGACCUGACUGUUGUUUGACAGGACUAUUGUCUGAAUACGAUCAGGACAUUCGCUUCCAAUUACUCCAAGGAAACACAAACUCGGCUAUUGACGAUUCGAGUGAAUCCGAAGUUGAACCCUACCAUCCUUUGACGCCACCCCCCUCGGACUACUCUGACUCGAGACCAAUCUCGCCUUUGCAAAGCUCAAGGCCUGUGAUACCGUCUAUUAGGAUCGUUCUUUCUGAAGGUGAUGGCUCGAAGGAGCGGUCGAGCCGCAAGGGUGGUCUCAAACGCCGAAAUAGAAACGAGCGAACUGUCCAAAAAAGCAGCCUUACACUUUCUCUCAUCUCCAAGGACGCGUCGAAGAAUGCAAUCGCGGUUGCCGCUACACUAAUGUCGCGCAACGCCAAGCUACAGCGCCGCAAGAACCGGUCACGCAAGCCAUUUACACUUACAGUCAACGAACUCGAGGGCCUGUUGGAAGGAGAACACGGUCUCUCGUCGCCGGAUUUCAUGAUUGUUCACUCCCUGGAUGUCUCCAACACUCGGAGAAAGGUUCCUUUAGAACUGUACAACUUCCCUCCAUGGCACAUUCGUCUGACAGAGAUUCAUCAUUCGCGUCUUACCCUCUCUGCGCCCUACCACGCCUCGGAAACAUGUUAUUCUCUCGACGAAACCGUAUUCCGAGAAGCUCUAGAUGAAUUUGCGGGUGCAGAGUUUCGAUUUGGAAAAUAG
This is a messenger RNA of Coprinopsis cinerea okayama7#130, 759 nucleotides long. RefSeq names its product hyphal tip 1. The record is from RefSeq and is a predicted model, not a curated record. The coding region runs from base 1 to 759 and encodes 252 amino acids. Gene Ontology annotation, cellular component: dehydrodolichyl diphosphate synthase complex; endoplasmic reticulum membrane. The transcript is spliced from 5 exons. Lineage: Eukaryota; Fungi; Basidiomycota; Agaricomycetes; Agaricales; Psathyrellaceae. Gene Ontology annotation, molecular function: ditrans,polycis-polyprenyl diphosphate synthase [(2E,6E)-farnesyl diphosphate specific] activity.